Molecule: messenger RNA, 318 nt
Organism: Dovyalis caffra
Lineage: Eukaryota; Viridiplantae; Streptophyta; Magnoliopsida; Malpighiales; Salicaceae
Source: the annotation of a GenBank genome assembly
AUGGACAACUAUAAUCAAACAGUUACAGCAACAGGAUGGACUGGUCGAAAAGACCACCAGCAGCGCAAUUUCUUGGAAGAUGCAUGGCUAGGUCGAUGGAGAGAAUUUUUAGCAAUUCCUCAGAGGCUACAUGACACUAGCUACCAGGCUAAAAUAGUUAUAAUGGGAGAGGUUUAUCCAGCCUUCUUUGAAGGCCUAAGAUCGGAUCAUGCGAGAGAUAAAGCUUUACUUUAUCUUAGCAAAAUACGAGACAAUUCAAGAAUCCAAUCGUUCCAAGUUUGCAUACCUAACACAGCAUACGAUCAAGAUGAUACAUGA